Prunus persica (peach) is the source of this 1767-nucleotide messenger RNA. RefSeq names its product TPR-containing protein DDB_G0280363. Lineage: Eukaryota; Viridiplantae; Streptophyta; Magnoliopsida; Rosales; Rosaceae. The transcript is spliced from 2 exons. Gene Ontology annotation, molecular function: zinc ion binding; nucleic acid binding. The record is from RefSeq and is a predicted model, not a curated record. The coding region runs from base 58 to 1386 and encodes 442 amino acids.
CACCAAAAACCCUAAACAGUCAACCAUUCCCUACAGGCAAGACCACAGAAUUAAACCAUGGACCAACAACAUCAACUGCUCCUUGCUCAACAACAACAGCUGCUUUAUCAACAGCUCCAAGCUCUUCAACAACAAGAAGGUUUUAUUGCAUACCAAUCAAACCAAUCUUUCUGCUUUCGUUUUCAACACCCAAAACAACAGCAAUACCACCAGCAGCAACAAGGUUAUUACCAAUCGAACUAUGCCAAUGUCUACCAGCAGCAGCAGCAGCAGCUGCUGCAGCAACAACAACCUUAUCCACCACAACCUAUCCAACUUUCUCAAUCACGACUAGUCCAGGCACCUGGGAUUCCGGUACUUCCGGGGCUGGACCCCACCGAGGCUGUGCUGUCUCGACUGGCGCAAUUUUCAGCGUCCAGAAUGGGAGCAGUGGCAGAGAGGCCUUUGCAUCAACCGGUUGGUCAGCCUCCAUACAGUAGUGGUGGUGAAAGGGGUGGUGAGCCAUUCAAAGGACACCAAGGAAAUUUUGGCUACAACCACCUUAGACCCAGUGGAGCUGGCCCAUCUUUCAUUGGAAGACCACAUGGUUGUGGUAGUGGUGGCCCUAAGCAUUUCUCACAACAUGGUUUCCCUUCAACAUCUUCGCAUCCAGAAUCUUCAGUUGCUCCAGCAACACUUCCACCUGAGAAAUCAGAAUCAGCGUCAGCACUUAAAACAGAAGUUCCAAACAAAACUAAAGUUCGGAACAACCAGAGUCCCCAGGUUGCUUGGUGUGAAAUUUGUAAGGCCGCGUGCAAUAGUUUGGAAAUUCUUGAGAAUCACAAGAAUGGAAAGCGACAUAAGAAGAACAUGAAGAAGAUGGAAAAGAUGAAAAAUGCUAUCAGAUCAGGGGAUGAAUUACAGGGCCAACAGAAUCGCACAUCUAAUUCAAAUCUGGAAGUGUCUCAUUUGACUCAGUGUGCACAGGAUGGUGAACAGAACAAACCAACAGAAAAUUUACCCACUGAAGCUGUUAACCAUGUAAAAUCUGCGGAAACUGAACAGCAAAAUAAUAUCCCGGGGCAGCAGCAUGGUCCAAAGCGCAAGAAGAAGCACAAGAUUACUUCUGAAACUGAAACUAAGAAGAUUGUUAUUCCGCUAAUCUGUGAUAUAUGCAACGUCAAGUGUGAUAGGCAGGGGAUUUUUGACCACCAUCUUUCUGGAAAGAAGCAUGUUGCUAACUUCAAAAGAUUUAAAAGUAGCCAAGCUAUAUGUGGGCCAGUCGGGCUUCAAGCUCUUUACCCCCCUAACCCAAUUGCUCAGACUAUUUUCCAUCCCCAAGAAGGGAAAUACAUGCCUCCCCAUGUGUACCAAGAAGUGCCGGUGGAAACAAGUUCAAGUCCCUAAUUUCAAGAAAAUCCUGCAAUCGGAGGGUCAGAAGCCUUGCCUGAAUUGUGGAAACAAUAAUAGUGUUACAAUGGCUAUGGAAACCACAGAGAAGUCUGUCACAGAAGAACCGAACAUCAAGCAAGCAGCUACUAUCGAGGCUAAUUGUGUGACUGGUGUUUCAGAGACUAAAGAUCAGGGGCCAAAUCCUCUAUCACAUGACAAUUUUAGAAGCUGACUCUGGUCCAACUUUGUAAACGAAUGAAGCAAUAUAGCCUAAAUAGCAGUACUACUUGCCAUGUACGUGGAAUUUCUUUUGAAUUUUACCCCAUUGAAAAUUUUCUCCUAUGGAAGUUAAGUUUAGCUUAAAUCUAAAUAUCUAUCAGUAUUCUUUGCUUUUCA